Molecule: messenger RNA, 1333 nt
Organism: Acromyrmex echinatior (Panamanian leafcutter ant)
Lineage: Eukaryota; Metazoa; Arthropoda; Insecta; Hymenoptera; Formicidae
Gene: THG
Product: tRNA-histidine guanylyltransferase
Biological process (GO): tRNA modification
Molecular function (GO): tRNA guanylyltransferase activity; magnesium ion binding
Source: RefSeq, a predicted model, not a curated record
UAUCUCGUAUACUGACAGACUUUUUUGUCACUUGUGUCUAUGACACAUUUCCUAACCUGAAUCGUGGUCAUCAAGUUUAACAAUUAAUAUCUCAGUCCACGGGGCAGAACAAUGCUUUUUUCUGUUAGAUUCAUUUAUUUCGCGCGAAAACGCGUCGAAUGAGGCUAAUCUCAUCAAAAUCGUAUAUUUUUAUCAAUUUUUGUGAUUGUGUGUGCCAAAUUGAACGAAUACCCACAACUGAAUGAAGAGCGUUCUCUCAAGGAUUACUCGGGCUAAACAAGUGGUCACGCGCCGCUAUUUAUGCCUGACCACAAUGGCUAAGAGCAAGUUCGAGUAUGUGAAGGGAUUUGAAAGGGACGACAACUGCUUGCCAAAUUGCUGGAUUGUGAUUAGAAUAGAUGGCAGGAAUUUUUCGAGAUUUUGUGAUACACACCAGUUUGUCAAACCGAAUGAUGUGGCUGCUCUCGAAUUAAUGAAUCGUGCUGCUAUUACUGUUAUGGAGGACUUUAAAGAGAUUAUAUUGGGUUUUGGUCAGAGCGACGAAUAUUCGUUUGUGUUCCGGAAAGAUACACAGCUUUACAAACGCAGAGCGUCAAAAUUGAUGUCUAAUGUGAAUUCAUUAUUUGCUUCGGCAUACGUUUAUCACUGGUCACAUUUCUUCAGAAGCAAAGAAUUGUAUUACCCACCGUCAUUUGAUGCUCGUGUUAUAUUAUAUCCAACAGACAAGAAUUUAAGGGAUUAUUUAGCUUGGCGACAGGCUGACGUACACAUCAAUAACUUAUAUAACACUUGUUUUUGGAAUCUUAUUUUGAAAGGAAAAUUAACUCCGAGUCAGGCUGAGGAAAAACUGAGGGGCACACUGGCAUCGCAUAAGAACGAGUUGCUUUUUCAAGAAUUUAGUAUAAACUAUAAUAAUGAACCGCCAUUGUUUCGAAAGGGUACAACACUUAUUCGGAAAUUGGUACCUGACAGUACAGGAAGAUUGAAACCUACUAUAGUUCCUUUAAUAGAUGAUAUUAUCGGUGACCGUUUUUGGAAAGAGAAUCCUGAAGUUAUUGGUUUGAAAAGUUUAGUAACUUAUCAACCACCAAGCUUAACGAAUAGCUUUAAAAGUACAAUGUCCGUGUCUACUCCUUCUUCAUCUACUAUAGUAAAACUUGAGAACAACGUACCCUCCUCUUCACAAGUGAUAAAUUCAGUCAAUGAAGAAACGCAUUCUAAUAAAAGCAGAGAAACAAAUGGAAAUCAAAUGCAGUGUGAGAGUGAACGUAUUUGUAGGAAAUAAGUUUGUACUUUGUUUUUUUGUAUAUAAUAAAGUUGAAUUGGAACUAUA